AUGCUUCAAUCAAUUUUUCUCGCCUAUCCAAUCGACGAACAUUGUUACAUCAAUGUAAUGACUAUCGCUGGUUCGGAUCCAUCCGGUGGUGCUGGUCUUCAAGCUGAUUUGAAGACUUUUGCAUCAUUGUAUUGUUAUGGCAUGACGACUAUUACUGCUCUAACUGCUCAAAAUACAUGCGGAGUUGAUGGCAUUUAUUCACUUCCUGCCAGUUUUGUUCGACAACAGCUAGAAUCUGUAUUUAGUGACAUUAACAUCGAUGCCAUUAAAAUUGGUAUGCUUGAACGAGAAGAAAUUAUAGUCGAAGUUGCACAAUUUUUGGAAGAGAAAAGAGCAGCAGCAGCGCUGCCACCACUCGUUGUUGACCCUGUUAUUUAUGCUAAAAGUGGGGAUCAAAUCAUUGAUAACAACGCGAUAAACAUAUUAAAGGAAAAAAUCAUACCGUUUGCUACGCUCCUGACGCCAAAUCGACAAGAAGCUUGCCGUCUACUAGGACGUGACAACAUUGGAUUAGAAGAUUUAGAGGAAGCAGCUAAAGAAUUGUUAAAGUUAGGUACAAAAGCUGUGUUAAUCAAGGGUAUAGACGGACGAGACUGUCUGCUAGUGCGGGAACAAGAAAACGCCGUGUGGAUUGGAGAGACAACUGAUUGGAUCGAUUCAAAAAAUGUACAUGGAACAGGAUGUACUUAUUCAGCAGCUAUUGCUGCAUUUCUUGGUCGUGGUGAUCCAUUAGUACGAGCUGUUCAAAAGGCAAAAAUCUACAUAACUGAAGCCAUUCGCGCCGGUGCAACAUACAAACAAGGUCAUGGAGCUGGACCCGUCUGUCACCAUUGGUUUUCUUUCGACCAGAAUUUCAUUCAAAGUGCAUGGCUUUCGGUUUCUGAACUCUACAAGCAAAUCAAAGCACUCCCUUUCCUCUGUGAAAUAGCUGAUGGCACACUUUCCUGGACUAGGUUCGCGUUCUUCAUUCAACAAGAUUACUUUUUUCUACGAGAUCGGAAAGCCGUAUGCGACUUACAUUUGCCUCCAACUAUCAAUGUUAACGACGAGUUGAAAUUGAUGUUAAAACAAAUCUCUGACAAUUCUGAAAUCAGAGCUGCAAAUAUUUUCAACACAUUCAACGUGACGGGAAAAUCGACGGACAUUGAAAACAAGUCGGCUGUUUGUAUAGCAUAUACGAACUAUCUAAAGAGCGUAGCUACGAACGAAGAAUCCAUUUUCUUUACUCUUGUCGCAUUAAUACCCUGUACGUUGAUUUAUCAAAAGGUUGGAGAAUACCUAAAGCGUAAGCAGCAAGCAGAAUCUUUACUACCAACAAAUCAAUACUACCAGGCCUGGAUAAAUACCUACAGUAGCGAACAGCGACGACAAAGUGUUGAGAAAUUGUUGGCAUCGAUGAAUCGACUUUAUUCAUCAACAGUAUCAUCCAGUAGACAUCUAGAACUACUGAAGGUAUUCCAGAAAUCAACUGAAUACGAGCUGGCUUUCUGGGACGAUGCGUACAAGUCUGCCGGAUGCAACUAG
This is a messenger RNA of Rotaria socialis, 1524 nucleotides long. NCBI's taxonomy places the organism in Eukaryota, Metazoa, Rotifera, Eurotatoria, Philodinida, Philodinidae. The record is from the annotation of a GenBank genome assembly.